Aspergillus tanneri is the source of this 1203-nucleotide messenger RNA. Its product is annotated as serine/threonine-protein kinase. The record is from RefSeq and is a predicted model, not a curated record. The transcript is spliced from 4 exons. Gene Ontology annotation, molecular function: calmodulin binding; ATP binding; calcium/calmodulin-dependent protein kinase activity. Gene Ontology annotation, biological process: protein phosphorylation; cellular response to oxidative stress. The coding region runs from base 1 to 1203 and encodes 400 amino acids. Lineage: Eukaryota; Fungi; Ascomycota; Eurotiomycetes; Eurotiales; Aspergillaceae.
AUGGCAUCCCAAGCGCCAACUGGCCAGCGACCGAAGGUCCAACCAUGCCGAUACAAGACGGGGAAAACACUAGGAGCGGGCUCAUAUUCGGUUGUGAAGGAAUGUGUGCAUAUCGAUACCGGUCACUACUAUGCUGCGAAGGUGAUCAAUAAGCGGCUGAUGGCCGGACGAGAGCAUAUGGUUCGGAAUGAGAUCGCGGUGUUGAAACGGGUGUCGAUGGGCCACCAAAACAUCUUGACGUUGGUGGAUUAUUUCGAGACAAUGAAUAACUUGUACCUCGUCACUGAUCUCGCGCUGGGCGGAGAACUGUUCGACCGGAUCUGUCGCAAAGGAAGCUACUUCGAAUACGACGCUGCAGACCUGAUCCGAGCGAUACUGUCGGCGGUGGCCUAUUUGCACGAUCACGGUAUCGUGCACCGAGACCUCAAGCCAGAGAAUCUCCUGUUCCGCACCCCUGAGGACAAUGCGGACCUGUUGAUUGCCGAUUUCGGAUUGUCUCGGAUCAUGGACGAGGAACAGUUCCACGUCCUCACGACAACCUGUGGUACGCCAGGCUAUAUGGCACCGGAAAUUUUCAAAAAGAGCGGCCAUGGGAAACCAGUGGACAUUUGGGCCAUCGGUGUAAUCACCUACUUCUUACUCUGCGGCUACACCCCAUUUGACCGCGACUCCAAUCUGGAAGAGAUGCAGGCCAUCCUUGCUGCCGACUACUCAUUCACGCCGUUGGAGUACUGGCGGGGGGUCUCGCAGAACGCGCGAGAUUUUAUCAGACGGUGUCUAACCGUCGACCCGGCCGCGCGUAUGACCGCCCACGAAGCGCUACAGCACGUCUGGGUCAACCCGCCGUAUGACCUGAUGGCGGACGAGUCCCGCACAGGCGAAGACCUGCUCCCGACCGUCAAGAAGAACUUCAACGCGCGACGCACCCUGCACAAAGCCAUCGAUACGGUGCGCGCCAUCAACAAACUCCGUGAGGGCGGUGGGCUGAUGAUGGAUGGAGUGAUGAGCGUCGAUCCGAAACCGGAACGAGUCAAUGGGAGCGAAAUCAUUGAGGAGCAGCCAUCGCGUGGAGAGAACGACGGAGACAUGGAGAUCGAUAGUCGUGGUAAUGCCAGGGGCCAGACAGAGGAACAGAUCCGGGCCCAGGAGCGACGGGUCAAAGAGACCGUGGCUGGCUUGUGGAGCAGAUCAGUGAAGAAAUAA